Messenger RNA from Oncorhynchus keta (chum salmon), 6598 nucleotides. Its product is annotated as potassium voltage-gated channel subfamily H member 1-like. Gene Ontology annotation, molecular function: delayed rectifier potassium channel activity. NCBI's taxonomy places the organism in Eukaryota, Metazoa, Chordata, Actinopteri, Salmoniformes, Salmonidae. The record is from RefSeq and is a predicted model, not a curated record. The transcript has 13 exons. Gene Ontology annotation, cellular component: membrane. Gene Ontology annotation, biological process: potassium ion transmembrane transport; regulation of membrane potential. The coding region runs from base 455 to 3394 and encodes 979 amino acids.
GCCUAAAAAAGCGAUGAGAUCGCACAAAUAACCAGUGUGAAGUGCAAUAUAGCUGUGUUCUUUUCCCGGAAUCGACUGCGCAAAAAAAAAUCGCAUCUACAGUCAGUUUUCCAUUUUUGUGCUUCAUAGCCUAAACGCAGGGCUGUUAGUAACCUACUCGGUAUUCCUUCACACAAUUGUGGGGGUGGGGUACUCAUGUGCAAAGAUGUGAGACAAGAGACAGGUGAUGCGCUCUCUGCAUGCAUCCUGUCUUCAACAGGGGGAGCACAGCCACGGAACGAACGGUCGAACAGCAUGAGGUGAGGGAUUCUUCCACUCGUCAUAUAUAAGCAGAACAGGGACCAUGCAAGCAACCGAGUGGAGAUUUGAGCAGCUGUAUCAUCAUACGGAUCAUUCAGGCAUCCUUUCACUCUAAAAGCGUUCUCUUUUUACCGACGUUGAAUGACGAGGCGGAAUGGCAGGUGGACGUCGAGGACUUGUGGCCCCACAAAACACUUUUCUUGAGAACAUCGUCCGAAGAUCCAAUGUUUGGACAUUAUCACAUAGACAGACAGAUACCAACUUUGUUCUGGGCAAUGCCCAGAUUGUGAACUGGCCCAUUGUGUACAGCAACGACGGCUUCUGCAAGCUCUCCGGUUACCACCGUGCUGAGGUCAUGCAGAAGAGUAGCACCUGCAGUUUCAUGUAUGGGGAGCUCACAGACAAGGAGACGGGUGAGAAAGUGCAACAGAUCUUUGAGAAUUAUGAGAUGAAUUCGUUCGAAAUUCUCAUGUAUAAGAAGAAUCGGAUGCCGGUGUGGUUCUUUGUUAAGAUCGCUCCUAUCAGGAAUGAGCAGGACAAGGUGGUGUUGUUUCUGUGCACCUUCAGUGACAUCACUGCAUUCAAACAGCCCAUUGAGGAUGACUCUGUGAAAGGAUGGGGUAAAUUCGCUCGGCUCACUCGGGCCCUGACGAGCAGCCGGGGAGUGUUGCAGCAGCUGGCGCCCACCGUCCACAAGGGCGAGAACGUCCACAAGCACUCUCGUCUGGCUGAGGUUCUCCAGCUGGGCUCAGACAUCCUCCCCCAGUACAAGCAGGAGACGCCUAAAACUCCUCCCCACAUCAUCCUCCACUACUGCGCCUUCAAGACCACCUGGGACUGGGUCAUCCUCAUCCUGACCUUCUACACAGCCAUCAUGGUGCCCUACAACGUCUCAUUCAAGACCAAGCAGAACAACGUCACCUGGCUGGUGGUGGACAGCAUCGUGGACGUCAUCUUUCUGGUGGACAUCGUGCUCAACUUCCAUACCACGUUUGUGGGGCCAGCCGGAGAGGUCAUCUCGGACCCCAAGCUGAUCCGGAUGAACUACGUCAAGACGUGGUUCGUCAUCGACCUGCUCUCCUGCCUGCCGUACGACGUCAUCAACGCCUUUGAGAACGUUGAUGAGGGCAUCAGCAGUCUCUUCAGCUCCCUCAAAGUAGUCCGUCUGCUUCGCUUGGGCCGGGUGGCCCGUAAACUGGACCACUAUAUUGAGUACGGGGCCGCUGUCCUGGUCCUGCUGGUGUGCGUCUUUGGCCUGGCCGCCCACUGGUUGGCCUGCAUCUGGUACAGCAUCGGCGACUACGAGGUCAUCGACGAGAACACCAACAGUGUGAGGAUGGACAGCUGGCUCUACAUAUUGAGCGAAUCGGUGGGGACGCCGUACCGCUUCAACGCCAGUGGCUCCGGUAGGUGGGAGGGCGGGCCAAGCAAGGACUCGGUCUACAUCACUUCCCUGUACUUCACUAUGACCAGCCUGACCAGCAUCGGCUUCGGCAACAUCGCCCCCACCACCGACGGAGAAAAGCUCUUCGCCGUGGCAAUGAUGAUGAUCGGAUCACUCCUGUAUGCCACCAUCUUCGGUAACGUGACCACCAUCUUCCAGCAGAUGUACGCCAACACCAACCGCUACCACGAGAUGCUCAACAGUGUCCGCGACUUCCUCAAGCUCUACCAGGUGCCAAAGGGCCUCAGUGAACGCGUCAUGGACUACAUUGUCUCUACAUGGUCCAUGUCUAGAGGCAUCGAUACAGACAAGGUGUUGCAGAUCUGCCCCAAGGACAUGCGGGCGGACAUUUGCGUCCAUCUUAACAGAAAGGUGUUCAAGGAGCACCCAGCCUUCCGACUGGCUAGCGACGGGUGCCUACGGGCUCUGGCCAUGGAGUUCCAGACCACCCACAGUGCCCCUGGAGACCUCAUCUACCACGCGGGCGAAAGUGUAGACAGCCUCUGUUUCGUGGUGUCCGGGUCCUUGGAGGUCAUCCAGGACGAUGAGGUUGUGGCCAUAUUAGGAAAGGGAGACGUGUUUGGGGACGUCUUCUGGAAGGAGGUGACCCUAGCCCAGGCUUGCGCCAACGUUCGGGCCUUGACUUACUGCGACCUCCACGUCAUCAAGCGUGACGCUCUGCAGAAAGUUCUGGAGUUCUACACGGCCUUCUCCAACCACUUCUCCCGCAACCUGCUGCUCACCUAUAACCUCAGAAAGAGGAUAGUGUUCCGGAAGAUCAGUGAUGUGAAACGUGAGGAAGAGGAGAUGCUCAAGAGGAAUAACGAGGCCCCUCUGAACCUUCCUCCGGACCACCCCGUCCGUCGCCUCUUCCAGCGCUUCCGGCAGCAGAGGGAGGCGCGACUGGCAGUGGAGCGAACCUGUCAGGGGGAGCCACCAGACGUGGAGAAGGGCACUGUCCACCUGGAGCAAACCAAGGUCCAUGAGGUCCUCGCCUCCACCAGCAUCAUCAUGGUGACCGAGAGCCCAGCUACUCCCACAGCUUCAUCCACAUCUUUGUCUUUGUCCUCCAGGCCCUCUAGCCGAGUCAUGCUUCAUGCCCCUGCCAUCCAAAACGGCAACCUCGUAGGCUGCAAGUCCGCAGAGCCUGCGCCAAAGACCAAAAAGGGCUGGGGUCGUUUCAAGGAGUCUGUUGUGAAAGCAGAGUCGUGGAGCAGCGUUUCUAAGGCCGAGUCCAUGGAGACCUUGCCGGACAGGACUAAGUCCCAUAAUGAGAUGUCUCUCAAGAAGACGGACUCUUGUGACAGCGGUAUUACUAAGAGCGACCUGCGCUUAGAUAACGUGGGUGACGCCCACACUCCGCAGGACCGGAGCCCUGUGCAGUCAGAAGGGAAGCUGGUUGUCUGUCCUAUACCCGUACAGACCAUGCACGCCUCUUUCCUGGAGCUGAAGCAGGAACUUAGGGGAGACAUUGGGUCUCUUAAUGGCCGCAUGGCGGUGGUGGAAGCACAGCUGGCCGAGAUGCUUCAACUACUAAAAUCGAAAAAGGCCUCUAGUUCGAGAAAAGCCUCUCACUCAUCCAGUUUCUUUGAGAUGUCACGACCAGCAUCCCCCAAUUCCCAUAAGGACGACAGCUUCUCACAAUCUUGACACUGCAUGUUUUGUCAGUCUAUGCAGUGUUUCCCAACUCCAGUCCCUGAUUACCAACAACAGUACACAUUUUUGUUGUAGCCCCGGACAAGCACUGAUUCCUGAUUCAACUUGUUAACGAUCAAGCCCUCAAUGAGUUGAAUCAGGUGAGUUUGUCCGGAGCUACACCAAAAAUGUGUGCUGUUGGGGGUACUCGAAAGGGAGUUGUGAAACAUUGGUCUAUGGAACAUGAAGUGAAUGCAUCCUAGAAUUCAUCCAGGAGCUGGCUGUGGUGUAGCAAAAUUGUGAGAGAGGUUUUGUGAAGACUUGGGCAGUAAGAUGUUCCUAAAUUAGUACAGAUGAGUAAUGAAGGAUUUUCUUACCAUAUUAUUAUUAUUAUUAGAUAUAUGGGGUAAUCUGGAUUUUUUUUAAAUGCACAUCUGGAUUAUCUCUGCACCUUGAGGUACAUUCUGUGCGAUAUUCCAUCGAUCUACUUUUGUAGGGGUUCAAACUGUAAACUGCAUAAAUAACGCUUUUGUUGUCUAAUUUCUUUUCAAUUGGAUUCGUUUUAGUUUUAAUUUGGUCACACUUUUCACAUGGUAAAAUGACUAACCCCUUAAGGAGGUUUUCAUCAAAUCUGUGCACUCAAUUGAAAUUAGCAAUAAUAUUUUAUUGCAUUGAUAUAGUUUUUCACCUGGUCUCAAAGCACUUCAACUUGCAGGGAGUGAUGUGGCCAUGAUAACAUGAGCAGUGUGGAGCAACAGCGAAGAUGCACAUAUCUGAAACGACAAUGUCCACAGCGAAGAUGCACAUAUCUAAAAUGACAAUGUCCACAGCGAAGAUGCACAUAUCUAAACUGACAAUGUCCGCAGCGAAGAUGCACAUAUCUAAAAUGACGAGGUCCAUUGUUAUUUACACCAUUGCUCUCUCCUUGUGGUAUUAAAAUGAAGGGAAAUGAAGGGAAAAUCAUGAUUGUGAACUUUCAAUGUAUGGUGGAAACCAUGGCAUCUUUUCAACCAACAUCCAUCCUAAAUUGUUAUGGGAAGAAAUCAAUGUGAAUUUGUCUAAACUAUGAAACCUUUGUGCAUUUUGGGUCAUCACUGUUGAUAUAAUAUGCAAAGUAUUGCCAUCUAUAUUGUGUCUUUAGCAUUUGAAUUGCUAAAUUGCUAAUGUUAAAGGAGUAAAAGGAGAUACUUGUACAGACAGGUCCAGAAUUAUUGGAACCCUUGAUAAAGAUGGGCAAAAAAGACUGUAUAAAAUAAACAAUACAAAUACUACAAUUGCUCAGAGAAAGAGAUUUUGUUUAACAAAUAAUAAUUGUUUUCUCUUAAAAAAAGAUAGGGAUCCCCCCUGUUUUCAAUAUACUCCGGCACCCUCCCCCUUGCGUGGAUAACGGCACCGACUUUUUCUGAAAUGUUUUAUGAGAUUGGAGAACACAUUGGGAGGGAUCUUAGACCAUUUCUCCAAACAGAAUCUUUCCAGAUCCUUGAUAUCCUUUGUCUACACUUAUGGACUGCCCUCUUCAAUUCAAAACACAGGUUUUCAUUGGGGUUCAAGUCCGUAGACAGAAAGCCGUUGCAAAAUAUUGAUUUUGUGGUGAAUUAACCAUUUCUUUGUGUAUUUUGAUAUGUGCUUGGGGCCUAUUGUCUUGCUGGAAGAGCUACUUGCGGCCAAGUUUCAUCCUCCUGGCAGAGGCAACAAGGUUUUUGGGCUAAAAUGCCCUAGUGCAGUACUUGGUAAAGUUCAUGAUACCGUUGACCUUAACAAGGGCCCCAGGACCAGUGGAAGCAAAAUAGCUCAUAACAUCAAAAGAUCCACCACCAUAUUUUAAAGUAGGUAUGAGGUUAUUUUCUGCAUAUGCAUUCUUAUUUUGAAGCCGAACCCACCACUCCUGUGCGUGGCCAAAGAGCUCUAUUUGCACAGGUUCCAAUCCAAGUGCCAAUGCAAACUCCAAGCGUUGCUCUCAAUGAAGUUUUUCUGGCAACCCUUCCAAAGAGCCUAUUUGCAUGGACGUGGCAUCUAAUUCUAAGACUUACUUGGUGACCUGAAGUUUUCCAUAAUUUUCCAUCUUUGGCCCUUCAAUUUUUCUUUACCUCCCUUUACCUCUUAAUUGUUGACAUAAUAGUGGUAAGUGGGAUAUUUGUUUGUUAAGCUAUUUGUUGUUCCUGUUGUGAGUUUUUCGCAUUUUCCCAUGGCGAUUGAUGAUACAUUUACAUGUGUGUUACCUCGUUUUAGAAGUUAACAGGGAGCCAUGGAAGACCACAAUACAGUUAUUUAAUGAGAUUAAUUUAAAAAGAAUGUUAAUGCAGAUUUUGUUUGUUUUUAUAAGAAUCUUUAGCGGUUCCAAUCAUUUUGAACUGUAUCUUUUUAAAAUAUAUAUUUUCUCUGUGCAAUUGUAUUAGUAGAAAAAAAACAGUUUACUGUGCACUUGGGAAGUUUUCAAACCCCUUGACUUUUUCCACAUUUUGUUACGUUACAGCCUUAUUCUAACAUGGAUUAUAUUGUUUUUUCCUCCCCUUUUCAAUCUACACACAAUACCUCAUAAUGACAACGAAAAAACUGUUUUUUUAGAAAUGUUUGCAAAUGUAUAAAAAUACUACUGAAUAUCACAUUUACAUAAGCAUUCAGAACCUUUACUCAGUACUUUGUUGAAGCACCUUUUGCACUGAUUAAAACUGAGUCUUCUUUGGUAUGAUGCAACAAUCUUGGCACACCUGUGUUUAGGGAGUUUCUACAGAUGUUUCUCUGCAGAUUCUCUCAAGCUCUGUCAGGUUGGAUGGGGAGCACCGAUGCACAGCUAUUUUUUAUAGCAAAGAUACACCCCCUUAGUCUACAUGACAAACAACAGAUGUGUGGAAUGGGUCACAUGGUUAGGAUUUGUAUGAAAGAAAUGAAUCAUUCACAGCAGACUAUCUACUGUAAAGACUGUUCUCAUUGUGUGGAAACCAGUCUAGCCCCCAAAACAAGGUUCCCUUCAUCAUUAUCCAUACCCAAGCCAUCUCUCCCUCGUACCUUCCAGUCAGACUUGAGCAGUCAGAUCUCUCUCACAUGAAUGGAAUGUGGCUUGUUAGGUUUAUCACCUAAGGCAUCGUAAAUCUACUAUCAGCAUUAAGCCCCAGAGGCCCACUCUCAGUUCACACAGACACAUUAGAGUUCUAAGAACCCUAUUCUGUUGCAAAGAACAACCAUUUUAUGCAAUAACAGUAUUAUAACAUAAUCUUGUAG